AUGUAAACCGCCACGCGCGUGUUGUGUCGCCAUAGUAGCGCAUCUGUCAUCUCGUUAAUUACAUCGGAAGUUAGAGUGAAAUUAAAAGCCCGUCGGGAGUGAACGUUAAAUUCGUCACGGCCGUUCCACCCUCGACGGUGGCCGUACGACUGUCUCGAGAGAGAGGCCGACUUGAUCUCGUCCGGAGUUGAAAUUUCGUCGGAACGUACGCGGUCGGCCGCGAGGUUAUGGCAGCAGCCGUGCAGAGAUGAGGAACCGACGUUUUCUCAACGCAAGCUGAUCGCAUCUGCGAUCUGAGGAAUUAAGCUCGGGGAUUCGGUAUCGCUAACAUGAUGGAGCUGAAGGUGUGGGUGGAAGGAAUUCAACGCAUUGUGUGUGGCGUUACCGAGACUACCACCUGUCAAGAUGUGGUGUAUGCACUUGCUCACGCUACAGCUCAGACAGGUAGAUUCACAUUGGUAGAGCGUUGGCGAACCAACGAACGUUUGCUGGCUCCGUACGAGAAUCCUCUUAAGAUUUUGAUGAAAUGGGGCGAAUACUCUUCGGAAGUUCAAUUGAUUCUGAGACGUUCCACGCCGGAAAAUAAAACGAAUGCAUUACCGUCAAGACUAACGUAUGCGUCGCGUGCAAAUGGAUUACCAAUUUCAUUACCUGAGCAUGGAACAGGUACUGCUGCCAUGCAGGACGAUAGCAAAAAUGUGUCAACCAUGCAAAGUUCAGAUUUCGAUGAUAUGCAGGGAGGAUUGGACAGAAAUAGAGACACUAGGAAAUCGCUUACAUUCAGUGGGUUUCAUGGAGGUAUUACAGAAGGUAGUACAGAGAUUCAAAUGGAGAACAAUGUGGCUGUAGUUCAGCCCACGCCACAUUUAAAGAAUAAGGAUUUGAACGUUCGCAAAAAUGUACAAAAACCAGCUCAGUCACCUACACGAGGAACUAAUACUGAAAUUGCAACACACUUGUCGCAAAAAAAGGUGCGUGAGGUUCUACCCUACAGAGAGCCUCCCGGCCCAGCUUCGCCACCCUUACGCACUUUGCCACCCUACCGAGAUCCACCGCCGCCGAAUUUAAACAGUCCUGGAAGAUCGCAAUUUGUGCACGGCAGCGGAAGUCCUCACGUGCACAAAGACGAUCAACCGUCUUCUAGUAAUUCCAUAAAGUUGAAAAGGAAUCUUAUCCAGGAAUUUCAAGACACGAAAGUACCUACACAAUCUGUUAAUCCACUUUCUGUCACGGCACAAAAUAUGGCAACUGUCGCUUAUACUCAACGAUACGUUGAACUUAUAAGACUAGUCAAUAAGCAACGGGACACUAUUAAUGCUCAACAAGCUGAUCUAACAAAAUUCGAUGCAGAAAUAUUGUAUUGGGAAACAAAGAAUAGGGAACAAAUGCAUCAAAUGGAUUAUAUUUCUCAAGAAAUGAAUCGCAUUGAGUCUACUGGUCGUAUCAUCGAGGAACAAUUGAAAGAAUUGGCUCAUGUGGAAGAGGAAAGCGAAAUAGUUAGGCAGCAGGAAAAAACACUGAAGUCAGAAAUAACGUUGCUUAGAUCAAAGCUUGCCAAUUGCGAAACGGAGCUCCUUCAAUGUAAAAAUAAGAUUAGGCUAGUUAUGGAAGAACUUGCGUUGGAGCAACACAAUAUAAGCCGUGAAACAGAUGAGCGGCAAAUUAUGGAACGGAAAAUAAUCAGCGAGGUGGAGCAUUUACAAAAUGAGGUCGAGCAAGCUAAACGCGCGACUGAGUUAGCUUCGCAGCAUGCAGAAUCUUUAAAAUUGGAAGUGGUUAACCUGGAGUCGGCCAUCGUUGAGAAGAAAUUACAGGUAGAGAGAUUGGUAGCCGACAUGAAAGAGGCAAAUCUGCAGAGUUUGGCUGUUGCGUGCUCAGAUGAGCAAGUCAAAUCUUUAUUGGAAGGUGCCCAUAAACCUGGAAGUACACGUAAGAUGAUAGGAUCGCCAAGGCAAUUGGAAACUGCAGUACCCACAAGUAAGAAUCCACAUGGUGUGUGGGUAUAAGUAAAGAAACCGGUAUACCUGAUACUGUCUUAUAUGUGAGAAAGCAUAUCAAAGAAUAUACGUUAAAAUAUUUCUAUUGUUUAUAUUGUUUGAAGUAUGUUUGAAAACUUACUUUUUCUACAUAUCUUUUAUGCAUUUAUUUUAGUAGUAUUAUUAUUAUGUGUGUCAUCGAUAAGUUUUUAUCCUUGUGUAUCUUAAUCAUCCCAUUUAUUCACAAAAUAUUUGUGAAAUGAGAUUUAUAAAUUUAACAGUUACAUAAAUGACGCGUAUUUUUGAGUAUACUUAAUAUAUUCUAUACAUUUUGAUGAUUAUUAAAGAAAAAGAAAUUUUGCUUUUGAAUAUUAUAUGUAUUUGUUAGUAAAAUUUCUUUUUAUGAUCAAAUUUAUAUCAAUAGUUUUUUAGGUGUAUAGAUAAUUAUAGUUUACAUAGGAAAUAGUACGUCUAAAAAUCAAAAUUACUAGUACUCUCUAUUAAUAUUGUGUACUUAUAUUUAUAUUUUACAAAUAGCUAUUUUAUAUUCUUUAUAAUAUUAAGAAAUAUUUUGCCAUAAUAGAUUUAAUUAUGGUUUUAUACUUUUUCGCAUAUUAUAAUCACAAAUGUCAAUAGGUAUUAGUAUUAAUGAUUGACUUAAUUACAUGAUAUUUUUAAUAUUUUCCAUGAAUUAUUAAUGCCAUGUUAACCGUGAGAUACUAAAAAUAUUUGAUAAGUUUGCAUUUGAACUUUUUUUUGAUUAAUUAACUUAAAAAAAAACAUGUUUAAAAUUGCAAAAGGGUUUAUCUGAAAAAUCUUUAAAAUCCAAAGUUUGCACAUUCAUGACUUUAAUAUGUGUAUGACGUGAGACAUGAUUAUAUAUUUUGAUUUAAAAAGAAUAUUUUGAUGCAAAUCAACGGUUUUGGCAUAGCAUGGACAAUAUAUCAUAAAUAUAUAAUUUUUUAUAUGUAAAUCCCGAGUAUUUUUAUGACACAUGGAUAUUUUUAUUAAGAACACAUUUAUUGUGUAUACCUGUAGCUAUAGAGUUGAAAUGUAUACAUCUUAUAGUAUUAAAUAGAAACGUUAUAAUUAAUAUCUGCAAUAUAUUUGAACAGCGUAACUGCAGUGCAAUAAUUGGCACAUGAUCUUUGUCUCAAAAAUAACAAAUAUAAUUCUGUAUGUAUACAUCCAUAUGCAGUUUAUGCGUUCUAUAAAAGUAUCGUUCUAGUAAGAACCAGUCCUAGUUUAAUUACUCUAGUUUAAUUAAAUUUUUCUGGCUAAAAUAAAUAUCUGUUGCAUAUUU
Wasmannia auropunctata (little fire ant) is the source of this 3279-nucleotide messenger RNA. RefSeq names its product ras association domain-containing protein 8 (gene RASSF8). Bases 330 to 2006 code for a protein of 558 amino acids. Gene Ontology annotation, biological process: signal transduction. The record is from RefSeq and is a predicted model, not a curated record. The transcript is spliced from 10 exons. Lineage: Eukaryota; Metazoa; Arthropoda; Insecta; Hymenoptera; Formicidae.